Rotaria socialis is the source of this 2310-nucleotide messenger RNA. The record is from the annotation of a GenBank genome assembly. NCBI's taxonomy places the organism in Eukaryota, Metazoa, Rotifera, Eurotatoria, Philodinida, Philodinidae.
AUGGUACUUAAAAUGAUUGUUCGAUAUCUGAUCAAUAAAUAUAUGAAAGAUUAUAUUGAAAAAUUAGAUGAUGAAAAAUUAAAACUUGAUCUUAAACAUGGAAAAGUUUCAUUAGAAAAUCUUCAUAUGAAACCUGAAGCAUUGAUUGGAUUUGGUGUUCCUGUAACAGUAGCUGCUGGUUUUAUUGAAAAACUUUCAAUAAUUAUUCCCUGGAAAAAUCUUCGUUCUCAUCGAACAAUAGUAAAUAUCGAUGGAUUCUAUAUGUUAAUUGUGCCUAAAAAUGAAAUAUAUCAAGAUUUACAUGAAUAUCAUGCUGAAAAAAUGAAACAAGUUCAACGUAAAUUGGAUACUCUUAGAAAAACGGCAUUAGACGAAAAAAAAUCAAAUGAAAAAGAUAAAAGUUUUUUUGAAAAAGUCAAACUUCAAAUGUUACAAAAUCUUGAAAUAAAUUUACGAAAUUUUCAUGUUAGUUAUGAAACAAAAUCAACCACUAAAUUAGGACAUCCAUUCUCGUUUGGAGUUACUAUUCAUUAUUUACAAUUGACUGAUGAUCUUAAAUCGAAAAUAGCUACAGAUGAUAAAAUUUUAAAAACCGCCGAAAUGAAUUACGUUUUACAUCCAACAAAUCUCAACCUUGAAUUAUCAGUUGCAAUAAAAUUUGCCGAACAAAACUUCGAAAGACCAACAUUUAAAAUAAAAUAUAAAAUAGCACAAAUGAGCUUUGAAAUCGAUCCAAAACAAUUAUCUGAUUUGCUUGAUUUUGUUAAAUUUCAAAAUUACAGUGUUUUCUAUGAUCGAUGUCGUGAGUAUCGUCAAUUGUGUCUAAAAGAUUUAAUUGGAAACAUUAAAUUAAUAAAAGAAGAGCAAGAACGCAUCGAAAUUCUCGAAUCAAAAUUAGAUGUUUUCACAAUGGCCUAUAUUCGACAUAGUUUGGAAUUAGAAGCUCAUUUAUAUUCAAAUACAUAUUCGCAUGAAGAUUAUAGUUGGUGGAACUGGUGGUGGAGUGAAAGAGCCAGCGUUAUUCAAGAUCAACAUAGUAUAACCACAACAAAUAUGAAUAAUGAAGAAGAAUUUUUCUCUGAAAAAUUAUUAAAUAUUGAUGCAGAAGUUAUAAUGAAUAGACUUGAAUUUACUCUAUUAUCACCAACAAGAAAAACUAAAUUAAAUGAGAAAAAUCAAAUAAUCAGUCAUAUUAUAAUUGACAAUACUAGAAUUGAUUAUAAACGACGAGCAAUUUCGUCGAGUAUCUUACUUGCCAUUGAUCUAGGAUAUUUUCGAAUAUUUGGUUUGAAAUUCAAUGAUCAUAAUCAACCAUUAAUAUUAGCGUCAACUUCAGACUCGUUAAAUUCAUUAGUACAUAUUGAAUUUGAAUUAGCUCCUAUUGAUAAAAAGUCUGAUUAUCGAUUUUCUUUAACAAUGGAACCAAUGGCGAUUAUUUAUGAUGCUGCAACAAUCAAUGAAAUAGUUGCACAGUUUGAACCAAUUGAUGAAAACGAUUGCGUUGUAUCUUCACAAAUAAAACAAAGAACAAUUAAAGAAAUAGAAAAGGAUUUAUCCAAUGAGAAAAUCUUUGAAAUGACUAUGCAAAUAAAAGGUUUAUCUCUUCUAUCGCCAGAAUAUGGUGUAUUUAAACAUAAUUGUAAAACAACAAUUACACGUUUCAGUUCUCUUAUUUUCAAAUCAUGCCUAAAUAAUGAUACGGAAGAUGAUGCUACUGUGUUUCAGCAAACAAAAAGGGAAAGAUCAUAUUACAAAAAAUACAAGUUACUAUUGAAUGAUUUUUCGUUUAUUUAUUCAGAAUCAAACAACGAACAAUGUUAUAUAAUAAAAGCGAUUCCAUUACUUGAAGCUAAUUUUUACAAAUGUAUCUAUUCUGAUGACGCUCAAUUAACAGAUUGGCGUAUGGGUGUUCAAAUUUCAAAAAUGACUGAAAUUGAAUUGUCAGAAACAAUUUUAACUAAAUUGAUUGAUCAUCAUCAGUCUAUUCCAUUGUUUAAUCCAACAAUGUCACAAACACUGAAUCGAAUGAAUCUCUUUCUCAAAAUAAUUUCAUCUCAUACAAGUAUUGAAUGUGACAUAUCGAUUAGAAAGUCUUCGUUGAUAAUUAAACAUUCAAAAACAUCGAUCGAAACAGAUCUUCAUUGUCAUAUAACAAAGACAAGAAAUGAAUGUAGUAGAUCAAUCAGAUUAAUCUUAAAAAAUGUAUCUAUGACACUACACUCAUCUUUGAUAUCAAUUCAAUUAUCUAGGUCAUUUUAUCAAAACAAUGUGAUUGCAUUAUUAUAUUCUAAUACCGACAACAAACUAUGA